Messenger RNA from Asparagus officinalis (garden asparagus), 1507 nucleotides. RefSeq names its product A-kinase anchor protein 17A. Lineage: Eukaryota; Viridiplantae; Streptophyta; Magnoliopsida; Asparagales; Asparagaceae. The record is from RefSeq and is a predicted model, not a curated record. Bases 69 to 1076 code for a protein of 335 amino acids. The transcript has 5 exons.
UCUUGAUUUAUAUACUCGCUGCCUCUCCGGUCCAAAGACCCCUCUUUCCCCUUCUGCGUUAACAUAACAUGAUCUCGCCAAUCGACCCUCGCGAUCUCAGCAAUGGCCUCACCCUCUUCCCGCGCCUCAAGCUCGUCCUCAUAUUCCACCGCUCCGAUCCCGCCGUCAAACCCAUCGACGAGUGGCAAAUCAAGCUUUCCCUCCUCUCCUUCCUCCGCUCCUCCCCCCUCUGCCUCUCCAUCCCCGACGAAAACGACCUCUCCAUCAAGAAGCGCCCCGAUCUCCACAAGCGCAAGAUCGAAGACCCCGUCGCGUUUGGGAAUCUCUACGUUCGGGAUCUGGGGUUUUUGAGGAAGAAGAGGAUGAGAGUUUGGGUUGAGGAGGAGUCGAAUGAUGAGGAGAUGAUUUUGAAGAGGUUUUUGGAGUGGAGAGAGGAUGUUUUGAGGCAGUUGGGUGGGGUGGAGUUGAAUAUCCAAGGUGUUGGGUUCGACAUGACGGCAGAAUUACCAAAGGAGGAGGAUUUCGAGGGGAUGAAGCGGUCAUGGGAGGAUUUCUACCGCAAUUCUUUAAGGGGUGUGACUAGGCGACCUGAUACGAUUAUUGUAAAAGGUGUGCCCUCACGAUGGUUUGCUGAGCCAAGAGUGUCAUCCAAGCCUUCUAUGUUGGUUACACAUACUAUCUUUUCAGUGCUUGGAAAAAUAAGGAAGCUUAAUGUUGCUGAGGACGAUGAUCUAGGUACAAAUUCAGGGGAAAAUAAAGGGGAUAUUGUUUCUGGACUUACAUGCAAGGCCUGGGUUCAAUUUGAGAGUUAUGAUGACUUCUAUAACGCGUUUAAGGCGCUGUGUGGAUGUUCUAUGCAGAAGGAAGGGUCACGCCUUAAAGUGGACUACGAAGUGUCUUGGGACAGAGAUGGCUUCUUUGAGAAUCAACGAAGCUCUACCAGGAGCCACAUACAAGAAAGGGCAGUCCGGCUGCCAGUAUCAUCAAGAUAUACACGAGAUGAAGCUCCGAGGCAUCAGUCACAGACUAUUCAUUCUGUAGCUGAUGUUCCAUGGCCAAAAAGGUUCAGGGAAUAAAGAGGGCUGGAGAAAUGGGAUCUCCUCUGAUUAUGUUCACUGCCAAAAAAAAGCAGGAAUAAAGAGGACUGGUGAAAUGGUUUAGGAUUUAUCAUGUUGGUCACCAAGUAAAUAAGCCAAGAUUAUCCUAUGCCUUCUUGGAGUACACAAAAAUACAGUAUAAAGCUUAGCCGGAUGGUUUCCUUAAGGUUCCAAUUUCAUGAAUGUACCAUGGAUGUGCAUUCAGGAAUUAGAUUGUUUGCACAGCUGUGGACUGUGAACUAUCUUCAAAAUGAUAUUUUUGAAGUGUGAACAUUGGCAUACAUCUAAACUCUAGAUGGUGUAUAUCGCUGCGAUGCCUGCUUCUACUCAUCUGCAUCAAGAUACUGCUUUCUGUAAGCUGUUGUCAUCACUAAUGAAAGGCUAUGGCUAAAAGUACCACUUAUUCCUAA